This is a messenger RNA of Symbiodinium sp. CCMP2592, 2301 nucleotides long. Lineage: Eukaryota; Dinophyceae; Suessiales; Symbiodiniaceae. The record is from the annotation of a GenBank genome assembly.
AUGACUGUGCUACCCGAGAAAAGACUACGUGGUAUCGAGGCCCAGGGACACUUCACGUGGGACGUCGCCUUGGGACCGCCGGUUGUCACCGCCAGCCUUCUGAUCGGAGGUGGUCUGCACCUUGCAUGUGAUCGAGUUGUGCGGAAGUUAGUCAAGGGCAUAGACAUGCCAGCGUCCAGAGCUGAGGAAGAGGCGAUGGCAAACAUGUCAAAGGCAGUGAAAAGGCGUGUCUCGGAGCUUUCUGAGGUCCAUUUGCGUGCCGUGCAGGUCGCAGAGAACGGCGGUCAAACGAAGGUCAUGAACGACAGGGAGAUCCUCAGCAACUUGGAGCGGUGCUAUGGGUGGAGUCCGCGUGACAUGGGUGCUGGAGGCAACUGCCUCUUCCUCUCCAUGGCUCUACAAGUGCGAGCCGAGGAUGUGAAGGACGUCGCGUCUAGGUCUGCUACAUGGGAAGCAGCGUUGGGUGACAACCUAGUGGACCGAUGGGAGGACAUGGGCCCUCGAGAAAGAGCUUCGCUGCUCCGUCGGAUGGCCAUUCUGGAUGAGAGCGAAUUCAUUGCAGAGUUGGCGGCUGCGCGUGCACGUGGCGAGCCACUGUCCGCGGAUGUGGAGUGGCGGACCAGGGAGCUGUUCACGGACAUGGCAGAGGAGUUCAUCUCAAGCAACAAGACCGAGCUUGCAGCGGACAUACCGGGGUGGAAUCGCGAGGCACUUUAUACGCGUGUCCGAGAAGUUGUCUCGACCUUCUCACUCGACCAGAUCUGUGACUAUGUCCUGCUGCAUGCAGACGAGUACUUGCAGACCACGGGCCGUGAGGGCAACUGGGCCGGCAGUUCUGAGAUGGCGGCUCUCUCCAGCGUCUUGCAGAGACCAGUCCAAGCAUACGGAAAUAAUUGGGCAUCGGCCCCAGAAAAACGUGACGACAGGGCGACUGGACAGUUCUUUUUGCAGAAGCUUGCAACUGUGUUUUUCCAUGGAACGGAGACAGAGAUCUUCUUGCUGAGCGAGCUUCCUGCUAGCAUGGACGUUCAUGGCAAGUCGCGGAGCUGCCCGGGUGGAUACGGCGAGAGCGCCGCAGCGAUGCUCGUGGCCCGCGGUUCUCGCACUGCUGUGUGCCGCAAGUGCUGGACACUUCGAAGGGCAAGAAAAGGCAUCCAUCUCGGGCUCUCCUUGGAGGGUGGCAGCCAGCUGGUCGGGAGUUGGCCAUCAUGGCCUGCUGCAGAGUUGCAGCACAGCGCGGGAAUGGACAGCAUGUUUGGCAUUGCUCUACGAGGUGAGGUUGCAGAGGCUCGAAGCCAGUCUGGUCCAGAGCAACAUCGCCCUCAAUGCCUUGGGGAUCGAAAGUCCAACUUCUACCUGGCCUGUGGCACUGUUAGAGAGGUAGGCGAGUUCUCACCCUGCAUGCAAACCCAGGGCAUCGUGUCUUUCAACAGCAUGGCAAGCGCGUCAGAAAGACAAUGUCAUUGGGAGGGAGUCUUCUCGAUUCUCGAACUGGCUGAGCUGGACCCUUUCUCUCGGAGUGGCAUGGCCAAUGCGCUGCGACGUGCUGGUCGCUGGGUUGGGAGCCUGUCGCUGCUGCAGCAGGCUGCACGACGUGGCGUCCGGCAGCACUUGAUCACGAUCAGCUCAGCGAUCACUGCUACCGAAAAAUCUGGAAUCUGGCAGCAAGCACUUUGGACAUGGAUCCAGAUGCGGAUUAGCGGCAUCAGAUCUGACAUUGUGUCUCUGUGCGCAGUAAUCAGUGCAUGCAGCCACCAGUGGGCGACGGCGCUUCUUUGCAGGCAACAUGGAGCUGCUUCUGUGGUUGCCUGCAACGCCGCCCUCAGCGCUUGCGAACGUGCUUCAUGCUGGGAGAGGGCAUCAUCAGUGCUGUUUGGAGCCCCGACGUUGCGAAUCCAGCCGACGACUAUCUCUCACAACGCUCUUCUGGCUGCAUGCGAGAAAGUUCAACGUUGGAAAAUGUCCAUGGGCAUUCUUGUUUUACUGCAGCACCGGCGCAUCCGCGCCACCUUGGUUUCGUUGAAUUCCUUCAUUUUUAGUUGCGAGCGGUCUCAGCGCUGGGACUGGGCCCUGCAGAUGCUGGGGGCGGUGCAGCGGAGCACCUGCCAGCAAGAUCUCAUCGGCUACAACUCGGCGAUCAGUGCCCAGGAGAAGAGCGGAUCCUGGAAUUGGGCAUGCUGGCUGUUUGCCAGCAUGUCUUCCAAAAGAUGGGCGCCGGACGUCAUCUCUUUCGGCGCCGCUGUAAGUGCAACAGAUCUUGCAGGCCGUCCGGAGCUCGGAGAACAGUUUCAGCUCGAGUGA